AUGAUGAACAUGUGUUGCCCCCCUCCCCAGACCACCCUUGUGAAGGUGUACCAACAUCACCCGCGUGAAGGAGUGCCGACGUGGGGAGUCCUGAUCAGAGCCAUCCUGGAGAACUACGAGUUCUGGAUCCUCCUGGUGCUGACAGCCAUCGCUAUCUGUGCUGCUACUUUCAUCACGUACCAUGCCAUAGUAGGUUCGGGUUCGACCAAGCCCAGCCAGCAGAGCAGUCUGUACCUGCACCAGUCUCCCGCCGCAGUGCCACCUCCUCCAUACAGCUCUACUUCUCCUGGUUUACAACACUCCCCCUGGGGGUCGCCGUUCCAGACAACGGACACCUCCCCCCGGAACAGAACGCGACUAUGGAGCACAGACUAUAACCCAACCGAGGGCUCGCCUGUAUUAUACAGCAAAACCUCCUAGCAUCUUAGAAAAAACUUUAAGUAGUAUCUUCUCCUCUCACAAGUUGUACACCACUAAUCCGUGAAUAGUUUCAUCAGGUUGGUAAGAUACUGAGUAAAGAGACUCUUUUACACAACCAAGUCUUUUAUU
Messenger RNA from Branchiostoma belcheri (Belcher's lancelet), 549 nucleotides. RefSeq lists its product as uncharacterized. The record is from RefSeq and is a predicted model, not a curated record. The transcript has 4 exons. Lineage: Eukaryota; Metazoa; Chordata; Leptocardii; Amphioxiformes; Branchiostomatidae. Bases 1 to 420 code for a protein of 139 amino acids.